This is a messenger RNA of Hippopotamus amphibius kiboko, 2424 nucleotides long. RefSeq names its product RNA polymerase II, I and III subunit H (gene POLR2H). Gene Ontology annotation, biological process: DNA-templated transcription. Bases 1716 to 2168 code for a protein of 150 amino acids. The transcript has 5 exons. Gene Ontology annotation, molecular function: DNA-directed RNA polymerase activity. The record is from RefSeq and is a predicted model, not a curated record. Lineage: Eukaryota; Metazoa; Chordata; Mammalia; Artiodactyla; Hippopotamidae. Gene Ontology annotation, cellular component: RNA polymerase II, core complex; RNA polymerase I complex; RNA polymerase III complex.
AGGCCGGUGGCUGAGAGCGGCGUCACGGGCCAGGGCGGGGGCGGGUCCGCAGGCACGUGGAGGCGCCGGGUCUGCGGCUCUCCGCACCUGGCCGGGCGGGGCUGGACACGCCGGGGCUCCGUAGGGCCCGGGGCCGGGGGCUGCUGAGCCGUCUAAAUCAGACUCUCGGGCCCCAGCGCUCAGGAGCGGCGCCCUUUCUUGCUUCUCCGCAGAGGCCAACGGCUCAAACCGGCCUGGCAAGGCCCCUCUGCCCCGUCGGGGGGUGAGAAACACAGCUGGGGGGACUCGGAGGCAGACACUAGGCCCAGAAUGGGGUGCUUGGAACUGGGACCCUCGGUCUCUCUCAUCCCCUUCCUUUCUCCUUGCCUUUUUUUGCGGCUCCCUUACGGAGGUGCACUUGGAGCAACCUGGCCUUGGGCGGCUUGUGCGGGGGGUGUAGGUGGGGAGGGAACGGGAAGGGGCGAGGCCAGAGGGAAGGGAGGUCUAGGAGGAGGCGGGCGUGAGGGGACAGAGGUCGCUUCUCCCUGGCAGGGCCCAAGGAGAAACCCGAGUAGCUGCUGACGUCUACCUGCCAUAGGGGAACGGCCCGCUGCGGCUCUGCGUUCUCUAUAAGGGUCCCGGGAGGGAUGGGUGGGGUGAGCACAGGUGGAUGGGCAGUGUCAGAGGUGGUCAGGGGAGAGGCCAGUGCCCAGGAAACGGGCAGUGUGCGGGAGGAGGCAGCACCGGGGUGAAGGGGCACGUGGGAGGCAGCGGGGGUUCCCAGGAGGAGGGAGCAGUGCUAGGAAGGGGGCGGUGAGCUGGCACCCUAGAGGAAGGGGCACUGUAAAGGAAGAGGUGGUAUCCGCAGGACAGGACAGCGCCAGGAUGAAGGAGCACGUAGGAGAGCUUGUCCAGGAGAGGGCCGUGGUGGGGGAAAGGGCAGAACCGAGCUUAAGGGGCAGUGCUCGAGGAGGGCAGUGAUUUGGGGUUAAUGCCAUGCUGAGGGUGCGGUGUGAAGGAAGAGAGCAGGGCUGGGGAAGGUGCAUUAUCAGGUGAAGGGACGGUGCAGGCUUUCCUCUUCCCCAUGGUGACAUCAUGGCAAAUUCCCAAACUGGACGGACCCGGCUCAGGUGACAUCCAGCUGGGCCGAGCUGGCCGGGGCAGGCCUGGGUGCCAGCUUGGGGGUGGGGGGGUUGCUGGGUAUUGUGCCCUGCCGGGCCAGCGCCCUGGGGGGCGGGGUUCUGCUCCUUUCGCCCUUCGAGCGGACUGUGCCCUCGGCGGGCACGCGGACAGGCAGGGUAGGGCUCGGGCCGGGCUUCUCUGGGCCAAGGAUCAAGGUCCCUGGCUGGGGUAGGCCCCCAAGCAUUCCAGCCUUCCUGACCCGGCUUCUGAAGAGGGCGCAGUAGAGUCUCUGGAGAGAGCGGGACACGACGCCACCUCGACCGGAGGUGGGGCCUUUCUUGUCACCGCCCGGGGCGGAGUUACCGGACCUGAGACCCGCCCUUAAUACCGAAGCCUCUGGGAAACAAUCAUUCGGGGCGGAAGUUAAGAAGCCCCGAGAGCUCCGCGGCGGAAGUGCUUGCUUGUGCGCAUGCGUUAUUCUAUUCCUUGGCUGCUGUUCUUCCGAGCGCUGCGAUUUCCUCUCUUCUCUCUUUCCCUCCACGCGAGGGGGUUCGCGUACCCCUAGUUGUCGUGGUCGCGCGCUCAGCGCCUCUGCUACUCGUGGCCCGCUUACCAUGGCGGGCAUCCUGUUUGAGGAUAUUUUUGAUGUAAAAGACAUUGACCCGGAGGGCAAAAAGUUUGAUCGAGUGUCUCGACUGCAUUGUGAGAGUGAAUCUUUCAAGAUGGACCUCAUCUUAGAUGUAAACAUUCAGAUUUACCCUGUAGACUUGGGGGACAAGUUCCGGUUGGUCAUAGCCAGUACCUUGUAUGAAGAUGGAACUCUGGAUGAUGGUGAAUACAACCCCACAGAUGAUAGGCCUUCCAGGGCUGACCAAUUUGAGUAUGUAAUGUAUGGGAAAGUGUACAGGAUUGAGGGAGACGAAACUUCUACUGAAGCAGCAACACGCCUCUCUGCCUAUGUGUCCUAUGGGGGCCUGCUCAUGAGGCUGCAGGGUGAUGCCAACAACCUGCAUGGAUUUGAAGUGGAUUCCAGAGUUUAUCUGCUGAUGAAGAAACUGGCCUUCUGAACCACCCAGGGAGCCAACCUUGCUGCUUAGUCACUCAGGUCAUGGAUGUUCGUUCAAGCCCGAGUAGCAGUUGCCGUUGUUCACCUGUUCAGGCGGGGCUGGCUCUCUGUCCACUGUGGGUGCAUCUUUAGGAGGUCUUGGACUCAAUGGGAAACUGACUUGCCUGUGAAAGACCCAGUGGGAGAGCUUAAAAUGAAUCAGAAGUUGUUUUAUGUAUAUGACUUUUUAAAAUUAAACUUUACUUUUUCAGACUCUU